GCCACGUCGUAAGGAAGUGUGAGCCAGGGAGCAGUUAAAAGGUGCCGGGACGAGCCGAUCCUGCGCAGUGAUCCAGCGGGGGAACGAAAGGUGAUCUGGAUACUGGCUUUUUAGUUCUUGCCUAACCUCUUGUGGGGCAGAAACUAUGUCAUGGAUCAAGGAAGGAGAACUGUCAUUUUUGGAGCGUUUCUUUGGCAACAUCAUCAAGGCAGGCCCGAUGCCCAAACACAUUGCAUUUAUAAUGGAUGGGAACCGUCGCUAUGCCAAGAAAUGCCAGGUGGAACGACAAGAGGGCCACUCACAAGGCUUCAACAAGCUGGCUGAGACUCUGCGCUGGUGUUUGAACCUGGGUAUCCUAGAGGUGACGGUCUACGCAUUCAGCAUUGAGAACUUCAAACGCUCCAAGAGUGAGGUAGACGGGCUAAUGGAUCUGGCCCGGCAGAAGUUCACCCGCUUGAUGGAAGAACAGGAGAAGCUAGAGAAGCAUGGGGUGUGUAUCCGGGUCCUGGGGGAUCUGCAUUUGUUGCCCUUGGAUCUCCAGGAGCUGAUCGCACGAGCUGUGCAGGCUACCAAGAACUACAACAAGUGUUUCCUGAAUGUCUGCUUUGCAUACACAUCUCGUCAUGAGAUCAGCAAUGCCGUGAGAGAGAUGGCCUGGGGAGUGGAGCAGGGCUUGCUGGACCCCAGUGAUGUCUCUGAGUCUCUGCUUGAUAAGUGCCUCUACACCAACCACUCUCCUCAUCCCGACAUCUUGAUACGAACUUCUGGGGAAGUGAGGCUCAGCGACUUCCUGCUCUGGCAGACCUCCCACUCCUGCCUAGUGUUCCAGCCUAUUUUGUGGCCAGAAUACACAUUUUGGAACCUGUGUGAGGCCAUUCUACAGUUCAAGAUGAACCAUAGCAUGCUUCAGCAGAACGCCCGAGACAUGUAUGCAGAGGAGCGGAAGAGGCAGCAGCUGGAGAGGGACCAGAUUGCAGUGACAGAGCAGCUGCUGGGAGAGGGGCUCCAGGCCAGUGGGGACACCCAGCUCCGACGGACGCGCUUGCACAAACUCUCAGCCAGACGGGAAGAGCGGGUCCAGGGCUUCCUGAAGGCUUUGGAACAGAAGCGGGCUGACUGGUUGGCACGUCUGGGCACUGCAUCAGCCUGAAUGAAGCUGGGCUCCUGCCAUCCGCCCUGCCCUCUGCCUCCAGGGCCCCACUCCCCUUUCUUUUCCUGGUGAAAGGCCCCUCCUUCUCGAUGAUGAAUGUGUUCCCUUGGCUUGGCAGGGGAGUCCCAGAGGCCAGAUCUGCUGGCAGUAGAUGCUUCUGCCUGUCUGGGACAGUGGCUCCUGGAGUGAGUCAAGGGUAAGAGUCUUCCACAAAUACACUAAGCCAGCUUUGGCCACCAGUAGGUUUGGAGAGCAGGGAGCCCCACAGUGCGGCCUGCUCCAUUGCCUCCAUAGCCUUUUCUCCUAGUUGCACUUCCUUUUCCCUCAGCAUCUCCUUUAGCACAAGGAAUGGCAGGUAGUUUCCAUUUUCCCCAAAUCUUAGGCCUUUUAAUCGUCCAUCUUGCUUUACCCACCGAUUUUCACAAAAGCUUUGGCUCUACCUUGGGUCUGCUUGGUAAAUCACUUAUAGGCAGUCCAGCAUUAUUUGGGCAAGGAGGGGAGGGAGAGACAGAAAGAAAAUUUGCCCAUCUGCUGCUCCUCCCCCUUGGCUCUCCACCUGGGAUUUGCUAUUGAAUCUCUCCCCCUGCCACCACGCAGUGCUGAUUGCUCACUGAAAAGCUCAGCGCCCCCAAUGGCUCGCGGAAGCCAGGCGGGUGAUUACAAUCCAAUUACCUAUUGUCGACUCAGCCCACACAAGCUUUUCUCCUCCUCUUGCAGGGCAUGGGGCCAGGCUUCACUCCCCAGUGAGACGGGCCCCCUCCAUGGCUACGGGGUAACAGAAGGGCCUGUGGGCCCUAGUGAAUCUAAUCCACUACAGGCCGCCUUCCCUGUAACACAUCAGGACCAAGAUCGCAGAAACAAGCAUUUCUUCCAACUGACUGUCUCCUAGCUCACCCUCUCAAACUCCACUUCUCAUCUCAAUCCUUGAGGCUUCUCCGCUCUUUUGACCUGACCUUUUGAGUAGCCCUGAGAUGAUUCUCAGCAUGGCAGUCCCUGCUUAUGAGGACCAGCACUGCCCAGCAGGAAGAGGGCAGAGGCAAAGGCUGUGUCCUUUCCCUUCCCUCGCCCUGUCAGACCUCUCUGCAGAGCUGCUGAGAGGAUUAGUGCCUUUGGAGAGCUCUGCCAGAGCAGAUCUGCUUCACCUACCCCAGACCAGCAACUAUCAGCCAGUUAUGCCAGCCAAACAGCAAACACUGUUUUCUCAGUACAUCCCUUUAAGGGAAAGGUGGGGUCUUGCUAGCAGUGCUGAGAGCACACCCUUUAAACUCCUCCCUCACUUCCUAUGAGCCAGUCUCUGCCCUCCUUCGAGGUAUCUGGAUACCUGGCACCAGAGACCCCUUGGCAUUAUUUCUGGAUCAAGCAUAAAUGUCAGGCACAGCGAUCGAGAAGCCAAUCAAUGCAGCCUUUGGCAAGCCCCCUCAGCACACCUGGCACUCCUGACUACCAAUCCCUGGCACGAGGUUCCCAGAUAGCAGGUGCUGUACAUUUUCCAGCUUUACAAUGGGGCUGCUGACAGCUUUAAUUAGGGAGGCAUGAAUUAUGUGGCUAUAAUGCAGAGCCUUACAAUUAAGGCGGGAAUGAGGGACUGGAGGCAGCAAAGGGAAUCUGCCCUGUGAGCAUUGCUGUUGAGGCCUGUCUCCAUUCUGUGCAGUUUUCCUCAGUACGAUUGGGACAGCAUUGGUGAUUAAUGGGGCUGGCAUCUCGUUUUGGCCCGGAGGCCUAUAUUCUGGGAAAGGUACAGUGGGGUGGGUCAAGAUAGCCCAGGAGGCAUCUUAGGGUGCUGAAAGAAGAGGUUGAGGAACCGUUGCCACCUACAAGCCAGGAGUGAAAAAUUAUUUGAACUGGACUGUGGUUGCGUUCAGCUGCUCUGAUUGGUACCAUCCAGCUUCAACCCUUGCUUCAAGAAGCUUAAGUGGGUCCUGUUUGAAUGCCCUCCCACCUGGAAGCCGAGCCUCGGCGUGAAGAUAUUUUUUGUGUUCUUGUGUUCUCCUGGGUGUCAAAUAGAAAUUCAAAAACUCCGA
This is a messenger RNA of Sorex fumeus (smoky shrew), 3171 nucleotides long. It is a transcript of the gene DHDDS, whose product is annotated as dehydrodolichyl diphosphate synthase subunit. NCBI's taxonomy places the organism in Eukaryota, Metazoa, Chordata, Mammalia, Eulipotyphla, Soricidae. The transcript is spliced from 9 exons. Gene Ontology annotation, cellular component: dehydrodolichyl diphosphate synthase complex; endoplasmic reticulum. Gene Ontology annotation, biological process: polyprenol biosynthetic process. The coding region runs from base 146 to 1150 and encodes 334 amino acids. Gene Ontology annotation, molecular function: ditrans,polycis-polyprenyl diphosphate synthase [(2E,6E)-farnesyl diphosphate specific] activity. The record is from RefSeq and is a predicted model, not a curated record.